This is a messenger RNA of Oncorhynchus mykiss (rainbow trout), 6770 nucleotides long. RefSeq names its product TopBP1-interacting, checkpoint, and replication regulator. NCBI's taxonomy places the organism in Eukaryota, Metazoa, Chordata, Actinopteri, Salmoniformes, Salmonidae. Gene Ontology annotation, molecular function: chromatin binding. The record is from RefSeq and is a predicted model, not a curated record. Gene Ontology annotation, biological process: response to ionizing radiation; regulation of DNA-templated DNA replication initiation; DNA replication. Gene Ontology annotation, cellular component: nucleus.
AGAGGGAGGGGCUUCGAGUCCGGGGCGCGAAGAGUUUGAGGAGAGAAGGAGCUGUAAAAUGGCGAAUCUUUAAAACUAUAAUGGUAGAUACGUUUUAAUAUGACAAAAACAAAAAACAAACGUGUGGCAAUUUUGCUAAAUAAUUAGCUAUUCAACACGUCGUAACUAUAUUGUUGCGGGCGUCUGCUCAUUCCUAAACCGGUUUAUGGUAAACAAACAAAAAAUCGUAAACAAAGCUUGUUUCGCUAGCUUGAGCCAAGAAGCUAGCAAGCUAGUUAACGUUAGCAACUGUUGUAUCUGAAGUUAGCAUUAGCCAGUUCAUGUUCAACCAGCUGAGAAAUUUGCUAACUUCGUGACUACUAUCUACUUGGUGUACAUGGAGCAAGUGUCCCGUUCCAGCUAUGGCUUUGCAUAACUUAGUUUUUGUCAUUGAUGUGGAUUAUCGGCCAUCAGGACACGUCAAUGUCCAAAACCAUCCACUGAAGCAGGGCAUUCUCCGAAUUCUGCUUCAUUUCGGAUAUAAGUAUGGAUUCGAGAAGGUGCGAUGGGGUUACAAAUUCUGUCAAUCAAGAACUGGACGCAAUGGUAACCUGAUAUCCCGGGGCUCUGAUUUUAAAGAACUACGAGACAAAACUUUUGAAGACUUCGAGGUGGAGUUUCGAUUAAAGUUCGAUGCAAGUGUGAAGACAAUCUCGGCUCAGCCAAGGAAUCAACCCACCAGCCCUGCUGCUUCCAUACAGAAUGCAUUGAAAGAAGCUUUGUUGGACUUCCAAUGGGACAGACCAGAUAUCACCUCUCCCACCAAAUUGACAUUGAGACCCAGGAGAGGUCGAGCAGGUAAAGGAGGCCCUCUUUCUCCAGAGGAUGAAUUGUCAAGCCUGGGGAGAAAUGUGUUAUUCCUCUUGUCAAGCUGUCCUCACUCCAGGGCAGAUUUAGGAGAAUAUGUGUCCCUCGCUGGAAUCCCUGUAGGUGCCAGUCACACAGACGUGUCUGACCGUAUCCUACCCAAGGGACUCCAUGAAAUGUUGGUCCAACGUCAAGUUGUCCUUCACUGGGUGGACAGCACUUCAUACGUCCAGGUUAUGAGAAGUGAGGAGCACUGGGGCUCAGAUAUGCUUUCUGAGGUGUUGAGGGAGAUGGGUGGUAGAGUCGUCCCCAUGGACGCCCUGCUAAACCUCUGCUGUCCACACAAGUCCUACAGUGUUCAGUCCCCCGUAGACUCCCCUUCAGAUGCCAUUUUGGGGCGAGAGACCUUUCCACUCGACUCUAGCAUGGGAUACCUGUUGUCCUCAGAACGACUGUACCGCCUAGCGUUUCCUGUCCUGGGGGGAGUCCUGCGAUGGGGGCAAGGUGAUGCUCCACAGAGCUGCAGGGUGACGUUGGAGCCGGUUGCCCUCAGACAGAGGCUCCUCCCGGCCCCCGUGGAGGUGUGUCUGAAAGGGGUCCUUCAGGGCUGGGACGCCCACUCCCUCACAGAGGCGUCCUCAGAGUCCUGGGUGCUGCAGUGUUCCAUCAACAACCACACAGACCAGGGCCAAGCUGUCUUCCAACAGCUACUAAGGGAGCUCUCUGCCCAGGCUCUUCACAUGUUUGCAGAGGUGAGUGACGGAGGAGACUUGCCGUGCUCGGCCUUCCUGUCUCCCCUCUCAGCCCUCACGGCUUUGCUCACCGUCCUUCGGCCCAGUGUCGCUUCCAGCUACCACACCCUGACCUUGGAUGUCAUCGCACCAGCAGCGGCGGACAACUCCUCAGACCUGCCCGAGAUAGUCAGCAGUGUCCUGGGAGGGUUCUAUGACAUCAUGGAGGGAGAUGGAGCUCCUCGAGUUGAGCACCAGGUUCCUGACUGGGCACAGCAGGAGCUCAGCCAUUGGUCCAGCCCUCUGACCGCUGGGCUGGUGGAGGGCUGGUUCCCGCACGCAGACCAAUCAGGAGUCAGCUCCCACUUAAUGGAGUCAAUGAGGCUGCUCCAUGCGGUGCCGGAGGGUGAAACCGAGGGUCAGGAAGAGGAGCUGUCGGGCCCUCAGCAGGACUUGGUCAUCAGCCUGGCAGACCUCUACCAGAGAAUAACCUCCCAGUCCCACAGUGACAAGACGGGGAAGAAACGGGGCACCCAGCGCACGCCAGUGAGGCAGAAGAUGAAGACGAUGAGCCGCUCACUGCAGAUGCUGAACGUGGCCCGUCUGAAUGUCAAGGCCCAGAAAAGCCAGGCUGGAGAGACUGAGGUGGGGGCGUCGGGGGCAGAGGGCUGCAGGGGACAGGAGAGGCUGGGGAAAAGACGCACAGGAAACAGGGCCAAGACUGGACCCCACGCCCAACACUUCAAGAGCGAGGCCGAGCUGCUGUCCCACCUGAAGGCCGGCUAUGAGAAGACGGUGGCUGAGAGAGACUCCUCCCUCCUCACUGAGGCCCAGCACCUCCUCUCUGCUGUCAGGAUGUUCCAGGGACCCAACCCAGACCUGGGGGUCUGGCUGUUCGUCCAACAGAACCUGCUCAAGUCCAGCAAGUCCAUCCGCCAGCUUUACAGCAACGCUCCGGACGCCGACAGCAAACUCAGAGAGUGCCAGCUGCAGGCGGUUCUCAGGUUGGAGAUGUGCCGACUCCUCCCCUCUGAGCAGCAGGCCGACACACCGGAUGUGGAGCAGACAGUGGAGGAGGUGGCUGACAUGUUGAGGAUCAUCUCUCUAACCAAAGACCCUGUGUACCUUGCCAAGUUCCUGCAAGAUGAGGUCCUUCCUGCGUUCCUGACGGCCAUCCCUAGGGUCCUAGCAGACGUAUACCACAGCCUGGGAACCCAGCUGCCCGCCGCCCUGUCAGCCGUGUUGCCCUCGGACUUCUUCAGCGACGAGUCCGUGACCAGGGACAGCGUCUCCUCCUCUCCUCCCCUCUCCACGGCCCUCAGCAUGGCCUCCGACUGCGGGGAGCGGCUACAGGAGCUCCGCGACCGCUCCGCCAGCAAGAGGAGGAGUGGGAGGCUGACUCGCCAUCGCAGCAUGACUGAAGCAUCCCAGAGUCUACAGAUCGAGGUGCCCAGGAAGACCACCAGAGCGGUCAAGCCUAAGCUCUGUGUUGCUGUGGAGAAACCAGCCGCUGAACCGCCCCCAAAGCAGGCUGCACAAGAGGUCACAAAGGUCCGGAGGAACUUGUUCAACCAGGAGACUAUGUCCCCUUCCAAGAAGGCCAAGAUGCCCAGGAGUCGGUCUGUCUCCGCCAUGGAUGGACUGAAGCGUAAAGGCUCCCAGGCAACAGAAGGUGGUGAUCGACAUUCCCUCCUGACCAAAAAGGUGACGGAGACGCCCCUUCAUAAGCAGGUGUCCAACCGUCUGCUGCACAGGCAACAGAUGGGCAGGAGGUCUGUCCCGACAGACGAGUGCAUCGUUGAGGAGUCGCCAGUGAAGCCCCUAGAAGACUUGAGGAGGAGUCCAAGAUUGGAGAAGUUUGCCAGGAGACAUUCCAGUUUCUACUCAAGCUCCCAGCCUCGUUCCCGCAACCUGGACAAAGCUCUCUCCUCUCAGCUCCCGCUCAGUGACAGCAAAAUAGGUGCGGUAAACCUGCGGUCAGUACGGUCUCCAGUACGUCUUCUGUUUGAAGCCACACAGUCCAGGUCCAGCUGGAGGCAGUUGUCUAACUCUGAUGUCUUCCAGAGUCCAAAGAAUACUCCCACAAAGUCGCCUGGUAGACACCGUAGGUCUGCUAGAGGGAGCAAGACACCAAGAAGCCCUCAGACCCCCAGAACACCUAAGAACUUCAGGUCCUCCAGGGUCCAGAGUUACUCAGUCACAGACAGCCAGAUGGCAGGGCCCUCUCACGGGCAGGGUGGCAUGGCCCUGAGGGGCAGCCCCUUCAGAUCCCCAGCCAGGAGGAGCUUGGUGCUGGAGACGCCCCAAAAGGAGAGCCCUCUGAAGGGUAUCCUGAGGACUCCGGUCAAGACAUUACUGGAGCGUCUGUCUCCCAUCGGCCCUAGCCUGCUCCAGAGCCCACCCUGCUCCAGAACGCCCAGGAAGCACGUCACCUGGUCCCCAUCUCCACAGAAACUUAGAGUCGCGGAGACUAACACACCCUUCAAGGUGCCUGAGUCGCCUCACCUUUCCACCCGACGCUCUCCAAGGCUGUUUAUGAACACACCUGACAAGUUCUGCAGUCCACUCAAGAGUCCUAGCAGCAAACAGGCGAUAUCUAAAACUCCAGAAAAAGUAGUACAGAGAUCGCAUAGAGUUUCCCCCCAAGCGUCUCUGUCCAGGAUUCCGGAAAAUUCUGCCGCAGGUGGCGUUGAGGUGACGCCAGAGAAAAGUGGACGCCCGAGGUCUUCCAAACGGCUUAUGGGAAAGUUCAACACACCUGUUAAGGAUGAGCAGGACCUCCCUGAUGGUACUCAGAAACACCCCUCUUCUGGUUCCACACCACCUCCUGACCACCCACCCACUCCCACCACCCCAACUCCCAGGAAAUCUCUGAGCCCUGCCCACGGCAUGCUCGCACCCUCUGGAGGGACCCCGGUUGAAGAAUCUCUCUCCAUGCCUCUGCACCAAGGCAUGCGCACACUGACGAAAAGGGCCUCAGGAUUGUCAAGGUCCGUAACGUCACCAAAGACUCCUGUCAAAACCCAACUGAAUAAAACGACAGUUGUCACCGCCUCUUCAGCUAAACGUUUGACCAGGACUAGCUCUGGCCAGGGUGUGCAAGCUAAAACCAGGCAGAAUCUGAUAUCCCUGUCCAAUGGGAGUUUAACUGUUGUAGCAGCAAGCACGGAUCUUACGAGUAAGGAAACCGGUGACACCGUGUCCAGCCUAAAUGUGCCGUUAGACUUCCACGAGAGGGAGCCGUCUUCCCAGGCCUUGGGGGGAGAGAUGGAGGCCAGCUCCCAGCAGCUUGACUCUUCCCAGUUCAGCACCACCUCCGAGGACGAGAGCAUCGACAUCUCCGAGGCCAAAGUGGUCAUGACCCAAAUCACUGACGGCCUCAAGAUGAACAUAUCUUUCUCCAGGAAACCCUCAAAGACCGACCAAGUCUUCCAGUUCACCGAAGCCUCUACCAAACAGCCAAUACCCUUAGAAACCAGUAAACCUGGGAGAAGCUACGGUUUCCGCCAGACCCCUGACCGCCAGCAGAGGGAGGCGGCAGUCCGUUGGGGGUACUCCACUGAACCAUCUCGGUUCUCCACCCCCAGGACUUCAGGAACCCCCACAAGUCGCAAGAAAGAGCUCGUCACCCCAAACCCCCUAACAUACAAAGUGGAGCUGGAGAUGCAAGCGUCGGGGCUGCCCAAGCUUAAGUUAAAGCGCAUGGACUCGUUCAAUGCCGGAGAUGGGGCUGCAGCGUCUCAGACUCCCACUGACCGUAUGACCCUCCCCCACACGGACAGCCCUCUUGCGCUCUGCUCCAAACACAGAGACCCCGGUCACGUCUCGCCAUUGCUAUGCACCCACGGCACUCCCGCCAAGGGCACUCCGGGGAAAGGGGGCUUCCAGACGUACAUCUGCCAGUCCUACACCCCCACGCGCUACCCUGCAGGGACCAUGUCCCCCCCCCUGGGCACAGUUGAGCUCAUCCCCCUGACGCCGUCCCCCCAGAGCAUGGGGAGGUCCACCCCAGAGAGCCUCAACAGCUGGCCCCGCAAAAAGAGGGCUCGGCCUGGGGUGGUGGGCGGCAAGCAGCGGGGACUGAAGGAGGAGCUCCUGCUAGAGGGGCUGGAGAUAUUGGACGAGGCAGAGCUGGAGGGUAUCUACAGACUGAAGGAGACGGAGGAGACUGACGCACUACUACUGACUCCCACGUCCAGCCAGGUUACCAGGCCCUCCCCUGGUAAAAGAGCAGGCUCUCCUCUGGACCAGCUGGAGGACAUGGACUGGAUGGAGAGCCAGGUUCAGCAGGCUAAAGGUGCCGAGCCUCUGAAAGAUGAAGAUUCCAUCUUGGCCACUGGAACUGUUCACUCAGUGGUAACACCCCCGAGCUCUAAGGUGAGGAAGCCAGUGUCUGCCAGUGGAAUUCUAGCCCUCACUCAGUCGCCCAUGUUAUUCAAGGGGAAGGCAGGUUCUGCCACCAAGAGAACUCGUCAUUUUAUAGAUGAAGCCCAUUCUCAGAAGAAGAUGGAGUUUGAUUUGGAGCGCUCUCCCUUCAGCCAGCACCCUAGGCGGUCAACUACAAGAAACACCGACAGCAGGAAGAGACUGCUUGACUGACCUGGACUGACCUGGAUUGGAUUGACCUGGACUGACCUUGCCUUGACUGGAUUGGAUUGACCUGGAAUAGCCUGGACUGACCCAGAAGUCACCCUGUCAGACUUUUUUCAAUCCAGCAGCAAUUUUGUAAGGUAUUCUUUAAACAGGGGGCCCAAAUGUUGAUUAUUUCAUAUGAAGCCUCAGAAAACCCUAAAGAACCCUACAACCCUAAAGAGAACAUCUUUGAACACUUGGAUGUUUCUCCAACCCUGGGUUGAUGGCUGGUUCCUUUGGUUUGGAAUGUGUGUGACUGAAGUACUUGCUUGGGAUAUUUGUGACUCCAUAAGGUCAAAUACAAACACUUUUUUUCUCCCCUCCCUCUUUGGAUCAAAAGCGUUAGUUGAACUAUAUUACAAUCAAGUCACAUCAUGAACGUUUAAGAGAUUUGUGGUUCUUGAUGUUUAUUUAUUGGCUAGUUUGUUGGUCGAUUUCUUUUUUCUUUCUUUUUUGUCACCAAUACUAUUUUUUCAUAAGGGAAGAUAUGUACAUAUGUUUAUAUAUUAAAAUUAUUUUGUAAAUAAAAGCUAAACUCAUUUAAAUAAAGCAAUUAACAUU